CUUCAACAGUUUCCAUGGAUAGUUGUUGAGUUUGGUAUUGUGUAGCAGUUUCGAUUAGUUUGGAUUUGAUUCGAGUGUGUCAAUUAGUUGAAUUUUAUGCGAACGGAUUCAAGUUGGAAAGAGAGAAAACAGUGGAGUGGAAGUGUGUUAGUGACCGUGGCAAGAAGGUCAUGCUCGUCGGAGAGGCCGAAGGUUGCCGAGUGUAGCCGAAGUCGCACGAAGCGUAGACCCGUUCAUGCCCUCCCUUCGUGCUAUGUGCUGUGGGAUGGAGAGCAGCUUUGACGUUCGCUAGCAGUGUUCUCCUUGCCUCCUCACUCAAUUCCCUCUCUCUCGCUCCAUUCCAUGCUACCUUCUUCACGUCGUGGUGUCUUUCUCGAUUCGUAGAUUAUAAUUUCUCCUCGUGUUGCUGCCAGCCAGUUAGCCAACAGCCAACGCAGUUCGCACCGAGUUGAAGCCUUCAAGGGAGACUACAAAACUUGAUAUUUGAGAAAAAAUCAGAGUGCAACAACUGUAUUUUUCGAUCAUUGGUCUUCCAAGUUUUCAUUGAUUCUCCAUCGCUACAAAGAAUGGUUUUGACAUUCUAAUAAUGUUUCUUAACAUGUUUGAUGGACGAAUGUUAUGAUGAUGAAGAUCAUAUCUAGAUUCCAUAACUAUUUUAGGAGAUUUGUUAGUUGAUUGUUGGAAUGGAUCCGGCGAAGGAAGCUGCAGAAGUGGCCCCAGUGGACAUCCAACCGACUGAAACAACUGACGAGGAUAAAACCAAAAGACUGACUAUAGCUGAAAAGACUGCCCCGACCACCAGUCCUCAGGACGCAUGCGCCAAUGGACAACAGACUGGAGAAGAGAGCCCUCCGGUCGAGCGGCCCCCGGAUGAGAGCCCCCCCGAUGAGCGGCCCCAGAACGAGAGCCCCCCGGAUCAUGAUCCACAGCCUCCGCUAGAAGAUUUCAAAGUUGCCGACACUGAUUCGACUAGCGUUGAAGGAUGUGAGAAGGAUUCGAAACUCGACAAAGUGCAUGAUUCUUCGUCGAAUAGUUUUCAAGUACAAAUAGAAACGACCAAUAAAAGUGAUGAAAAAUCAUCGGUAGCUAUAGAAAGUAAUAUUCCUAGCUCGUUUGAUAGGAAAAGUGAUGAUGGUGACAUUUUAACUGAAAUUAAACCCCGACAAGACCCAAGCAAAUGUUUAUCCGGAGGUAAUGAGACUGCGAGCUCGACUGGAUUGGAAUUUACAGAGAAGGAAGUGACUGAAGAUGGGAAGGAAUGUGGAGAUGAUAUUAAGAAGACUUCUAGUGUUUCGUGUGAAGGGAAAGGCGAUGAAGAAAUGUCAUCUGGAAAGGGAACGAUUCUCAGUUUAAUUUCUGAGGAAGCUACUACCAAUUCAUCAUCUGAGGAGAAAGUUCCAAGUACAAUCCCUGAAGGAAUCACGCCCUGCACAUCAUCUGAUGACAAGAUUGCUCGUACAACAUUUGAGGGCAAGAUUGCUAGUACAACAUCUGAUGACAAGAUUGCUAGUACAACAUCUGAGGACAAGAUUGCUAGUACAACAUCUGAGGACAAGAUUGCUAGUACAACGUCUGAGGAAAGUAGUACAAUGACUGAGGAAAUUCCCCCCACUACAUUAUGUGAGGAGAAAAUUCCUAUUACAACAUCUGAGGAAAAUAUUCUUAAUACAAACUCUGAGGAAAUCACUUCCAACUUAUCAUCUGAGGAAAAGAUACCUAGUACAGUCUCUGAAGAAACUACUCCCAAUACAUCAUUUGAGGAGAAGACUCCUAACACAGUUUCAAAGGAAGUUACUCCCACCACAUUAAAGGAGAAUAUUUCCAGUACAUCAUCCGAGGAAAAGAUUCCCGAUACAAUCUCUAAGGAGAUUAUUCCCAGUACUUCAUCAGAGGAAAAGUUUCCUAGUACUGAGGAUAUUACUCCCACAUCGGAGGAGAAAAUUGUCAGUACAUCCUGUGAAGAGAAGAUUCCUACAAUCCCUGAUGAAUUUACUCCCAGCACAUCAUCUGAGGAGAAAACUACUUUUACAAAAUCAGACGAAAAUAAUCCCAGUACAAUUUCUGUGAAAAUUACUCCCACAACAGAAAUUUGCAGUAAAACAUCUGAGGAAAAGGCUACCAUUACAAUCUCUGAGGAAAUGACUUUUAGUACAUCACCAGAGGAGAAAAUUUCCAAUCCAAUCGUUGAAGAAAUUACUCCGACUAAAUCAUCCGAGGAGAAGAUUCCUUGUGGGAAAACUGAGGAUAAGAUUCCUAAUUCAAUCUCUGAGGAAAUUACUCCCAGUGCAUCAUCUGAGGAAAUGAUUCCCAAUACAAUCUCUGAUAAUAUGUCUCCCACUACAACAUCUGCGGAAAAUGAUAGUUCUAAAUCUGUUGAUGAGAUUUCUGAACCAAUUUCUGGGGAAUUGACCCUCAAUUCCUCAGCCGAGGAGAAAAUUGCCAAUACAUCAUCUGAGGAAAAGAUUCCCAAUGCAAUUUCUGAGAAUGAUAUCUUUUCAGAGGAAAUUACUGUCAAUACAUCAUCUGAAGAGAAGGCAGACAGUCAAUUUCCAAAAGAUAUGAGUGAUGAAAAUGAGAACGCGAAGGAAUCAAUCGAAGUCAAUAAUGUAAGUGCAUCGCCUGAAGAGGAAGAAAAUGAUGGAAAGAUACCCAGUUCAUCAUCUGAAAAAGUUGCCGGUAAAAAGAUUUUGAGCUCUUUAUCUGAAGAAACCUCCAAUGAAGAGAAGAAUAUGAUAUGUGGUGAGAAGAAAUCGUCGGAGAAGAAAUGUGAUGAAAACGAUGAAAAUCUCAGCCCAUCUGAAGACAAAUGUGAUAAAGAAAUUGGUUCUAGUGCUGCAUCUGAGAAGAGAUGUGAUGUAGAAAUUCCUUCUCCUGGUCCAAAACAUGAAGAAAAAUGCCCUGUGGAAUUGCCUUCUACUACGUUAUCUGAGCACAAAUCCAGUCAAGGAAAAUCUUUUAAUUCAGCAACUGAACUGAAUAUCGUAGAAGAAAAGACCCAUAACCAGCCAACGACUGAUGAUAACCCUGAAAAGUCUGAUUUGGUUUUGAAUUCUGGCGAAGAAAAAGUGUGUUCUGAUACUUGUGAGGAGGAGGCCCUUCCUUCCGUUGAGAACAAUGAGGAACAACAACCAACUGAAUGCAAAAGUGACGUGAAAGUUGUCAGUUCUCCGGAAGCGGUUGAUACAAAAGUGGAUGAUAGAAAUGAAAACCUCUCGUCUUUAGAGGAAGAUAGCCAGCAAGACACUGACUGCCAGAAGCAUUGCAAAAGUGAAGACGUUCAAGAUAGAAAGUCUGUCUUGGAAAAAUGUGACGAAGUAAAUGUUACUGAAAAUGUUUGUCAAUUAGCAGAUGAAUCCUCAAAAACCAAAGUUGAUGUAGAUGUAUCAGAGGAAAUCCCUAAAACCAACAAUGAAGAUGAUAUAACAGAGAAGGAUAGUGUAACGAGUGCCGUUGAUGUUGAAGCUAGUGCCGAAAGUCAAUGUGCCUCGGUUAGAAAUGUCGAAAAGUUUGGCUUAUUAGAAAUUGACAACAAAACAAGUGAGCUUCAGGAAAAUGAAGAAUCAGUUGUCAGUGAUACUGUACCUAAAGAUGAAUCGGAACCAAGAGUCGUUGUUCUCAAGACUGGUCAUAUGAGAAAAGAACAGCUUGUUUUCAACACUUGGUUGAAAAACCCAGCAGAAACGUCUGAUGAUUCGACAUUGUUAUGUCAUGAAACACUGCGAAAAUCAGAAGAGGUCUUUGACUCUUUAUCAGACGUUGCUGAAACAAAAUGCGAUCGAAAGAUCGACGAUCAUUCCGAGACAAGUUUAAAACCUUCUAAUGAUACUGAGCAUUUGAGCACAGUUGAUACCGUGCAAAGCACCUCAGACAAGAAAGUUGAUUCAAAUUCUCCAAUGAAUGUGGCCGAUGAGAAAAAGGGAACUACCGCAAGUCUCGAGGAGAAAGACAAACCAGCUACAUGUGGAACAACAGAUAUCGGAACUGAUGAAACUACCAUCAAAGAAUCUGACGUUUCAAACAGUCAACCUCCAGCAGUGAGCAGUGGGCGUGAUACUGCAUUAAACGCCGCUAUUCAAAAAGCACUCAACAAGAAAUUUAACAUGAAUGAUUCAUUAUUUGCGUCCGAUGAAAAUUUGACUACUCCAAUUGUUAAAAACAUCGUUAUGAACACCUUUAAAGAUUCAGUUGGUCGUCAACUCGAUGAAGUAUCUGUUGAGAAAAAUGACAUUCCAGUUGCAGCACCAUUGCCUAUUGACCAGAGUACUAAACAUACAAAAUCCGGUAUUAUCCGCAAACCUGUUAAAAGGAAAUCAACAGCCAAACUUGAAACCAAUCCUCAAAAUGUUGAUAGAAAUCCGCCACCAAUACUUCUAAGAUCGCCUAUAGCUUCAACUUCUAAACUUGUUGAAAAUUUGAAUAGUGCUCCUGUACAAUUUUCACAGGGGACAUCUACUGAUUUUCCACCCAUUGCUUCGACGUCUACAAAUUUCAACAUGAACAGUGCUCCUGUCAAACUGUCUCAAGGAACCUCCACGGACUUCCCCACUGAUCUUACUUUGAAACCGCAUCCAUCCAACAUGGAUGUUCAAGGUAUAUCCGAAAUAAAACCCACCAACACACAAACGAUCAGUUCUGGGCAAUUGCAGAAGAACUUGAAUGUUUUCAAUACAAUUAAACCGGUGAAUGACGGUAUUGAGAUGAGCGCUACUGUAAGAGGCAAGCCGAAAAAGGUGUCAAUCGAUUGUCAGGUGGAUGAGUCGGAACUGAGUCCGAUCAUCGGGUUUGGUCCAUUCAAAUUCAGGUCCAAGAGGAAAACACCAACUCCUCCACCUAUCCUGAACCCGAAUCAACCCCUUCCUCUCCCUAUCCUGAACCCGAAUCAACCCCAAAACACAAACAACAAUCACAUCCUUGUGACAGUGCGCGGCACUUUUGCGAACGCAACCAGCCACCAGACUCCCGCCAUCCCGGUCAAGAUCGACGGCGCCGUCACCACUGCGCAGAAUCAGCAGCGCAUCUCUGAAGCUGUCAAGUUUUUCUUCCAAGGUCCGAACAAUCUGGACCGAUUCUUUGCGUCUCCCAAUACUCAACUGCCGAACUGUGCAGGAACCAGCAACAUGAUCCACACCAAAGAGCAGGCCAGUGUCCAAGAACAUGACAAAACUAAAAGUAAGAAGAAGAGUGAUCGGCCGAAAAUGGAACGAAAAUUUACACCAAUAUUACCGAAACCUCCUGGCUUCCUCAAGAGUGGUGAUCACAUCCUCGAUAAAUGCAAAAGGCUCGAAGGCCAAGUACUCCAGCUAGCGAGGUCGCCACCAAUUACGCCUCCACUUCCGCAGCAGUCGAAGCCGGCGACCACGACCCUGGUGACGAGUUGUGGAGACGUCAAAAUCAGCGUGCCUCCUUACGCGCUGGAAAGCAUUGGAGGCGUUAGUGUUGGGGGCGGUGGGGGCAGCAAACUGCACCAGGUGGUGGACAAACUGUACCUGGCGCAGGACUCGGUCAAGCCCCCGGAAGGCGGCAGUUCGCUGCAUGCCUUGCUCACCAGUCAGUCGGAGGCGGCGGCUGAAACCUCCUCGUCUAAACAAGCUACGAUGGAGAAGAUAGACUUGACAAUAGAUUCGCCGAAGAAACAAGGACAGCCAACGCAAGAGUUCCUCUCCAAUCUGAAACUACCUUCCAAUCUGACUGUGAUCCCGCAAAAGGUGAAGAAACAAAAGUUGUCACUUGGCUCCGUGGGCCAAACCAAUCAGCCGCUCAACGAUAAGGUGGAAGGCAGUGUGUUCGCCAAACUGCAGAAGUUGGGAACGGUCAUCGAGUUGGAACGCGAUGCCAACGAUAAGCUGGUUCCCACGGGUGCAACGUCCCGCAGUGAAACAUCCUCUCCCGAUUAUGCGCAAUGUUUGAGAGUGUUGGACAACCUCACUCAGGCUGGACAAAUACUGGCCAGUAUCAAGAAAGUUAACCCGAAAACUGCCGCCAAGUCCAAGAUGAAUCUAAAACCAAUACCCAGUCUCAAGAAACUCGAAGUGCCUUGCAAACCCAACCUCCUGAGACGUUCCUCGCUGCCGUCCGAUGCUAUCAACACAAGCUCACCGGGUUUGUCGGAGUCUACCGAGGGAUCGUCCUCGGAAUUCUCAUCCCGGGCUCCCGUAAUCAAUUUGAACGAUAACGAGCAUUGCAUGAAGAUAGCCUCUAACCCGGAGUUGACAAUCAUCCACAAGAAGCCAUACCUGAGUCAGGUGAUGCCACCGGCUGCUAAGACCCCUCCGCCGACCAUAGUUCCUGUUGUGGCGGCUGGCAUCGAGUGUCCUCCGCUACCCAAAAUCCUCCACUUCGAACAGCAACUCAACUGCCCGCCCACAAUCUCCAUCACCACCGAAGAAUCGGGACUCCGUAAGGAGGCCGAGAAUAUUUUUGUGUUCCAGCUGGAUGUGAGUCAAGUGAGGGAGAAGUCCGAGGGAGAACAGGUGUUGAACUGUGAUAUCUGCUCAGUCGAGUACUUCAAAGUCGCUAGCUUGAAGAGACAUUACCUACGCAAACAUAUUAAUGUCAGAUACAUCUCCGAUCAGGAUAAAAAGAACUAUCUUGCGCCCAGCAAAAACAAAAUCGCUGCUGAAUCUUCUAGUCAAAAAUCGAAUGCAGAAGAGGAUGAAAGUAUGAAAGGCCUAUACAAAUGUUCAUCGUGUAGGAAAUGUUUUGACGAGAAAAACGACUUGAAAAAUCAUAUGUUUGAACAGCAUAUACUAGGCUCUGAUGAGUUCAAAACUUUCGACUGUUCAAAAUGCUUUGAACAGUUUGACAAUCUAAAAGAUUUCGUCGCUCACCGAAAAAUAUGUUCUCAAAAAUCUGCUUCUCCUCCCCUAUCACACCAUCUCUGUUUGUACUGUGACCAGAGUUUCGUGAAUGUCGCUGCUAGAAACAAGCACCACAACAAAUUCCACCAUUUCAAGAAGAAAUAUCAGAAGUGCUUCGUCUGCAAUUCCGACAAAUACCGAGACAAGUCAAGUUUGUUCAAGCAUAUGUGCAAUGCGCAUAAGGAGAAGUAUUUUGGGUGCGAAAAUUGUCAUUUCAGAUUUGGCAGUAAAGCUGAACUGGAUAAGCAUAAUCGUGUGAAACACGGCUUGAAAAAAGCUGUCAAGAAGUCGAGUCGCCAGUCAAGUACCAACGAAGAAACUGAGGUGAAAUUACCUGCGAACGAGGACAACAAAAUCGAAGAUAUUCAGUUACCUAGUGAGAGCAAAAUUGAGAAAGAAUCAUCCGAAAUUGUGGAAAAGGUUGAGACUGAGACUAAAGUUACGAAGAACGGCAAUACAGAAGUAAAUAGAAAAUACGAGUUGGCAAAAAUGUUGGUGAGAGUGGGACCACCUAAUACUGCAGAAAAAGAAAAACAUGGGAAUGAAAGUGUUAAUAAGACUGACAGCAAAGCAAAGAAUGACAAUAAUAAUACUAAAGCUGCGAGUAAGAAACCAGAACCAAAGGCUGCAACAAAAGACAACAAAUCAAAAUCCGAAGAAACCAAAGAUAUUGAUGAUAAAGGUAAAUUGGGAAGUACAGUUGAUGAUAAAGUGGUUGAGAACAAUGAGAAAGUUGAAUCUAAAGAGGUUGAAAGCAAUGUGAAAGUUGGAAAGAAGAAGAAGAAACCAGCUUCAAGUGAGUGCAGUGUUUGUAAUAAGGUGUUCUGUUCAAUAGGCAACAUGACUCGUCACCAACGUGUAGCUCACGGCAUCAAUCCCAGGAAAAAGUCGCCGGUACGAAAAAUCAAAAUCGAUCAGAAGAUGAAUGUAUUCACUGAAAGUCAAACGCAUGACGGAGACGAGCGAAGGUUGUUACAUGAUGUUUACAGUAAUGCGCAGAAUCCGACGGAUAACGAGAACAAUCCCAACUCGUUUACUCGUAACGUGAAGGAGAAUCUGCUGCAUCAUUUGGAUGGCAAGCUUGAUUCACAGGAGGUGCUGGAACAUGAUGUGAAGUCUCGUAGUGUACCGGUCCCAAAAAGAAGGUUGAGUUUCUCGGCUUCAUUUUCAUCUGUUGAACGAGGAAAGGUGAAAGAUGAGGCGAACAAGGAAGAGUUGCCGAUCAGUCCGAAGUCGUCUAUUGAGAAGUACAGUUUCCCGAAGAACUACGACGGCUGCGGCGGGUUGACUAGUUACUUGAAAGACAUGUCGCACCUAGAUCUUUUCACGCAGAAAGCGAUGAGAUUCACGCCGCAGAACGCGUGCUUCGAGAGCGGCGGCGCUUCGGCGAGUGAGUUUCGCGACAUUCCGACGUGUCUGGAGCUGGUGAAGACAGAGAGGAGUGACCAGGAUGACGUGCCCGUCGAGGAGGUGGAGUUCAGUGGCGAGUGGACGCGACCGCGCAGGUACAUUUGUUCGGUGUGCAACUACUGCACAGGUGAGCUGUGGGACAUUGAGGAGCACAAGCUGGCGCUGCAUCCGAACGUGUGGUGUCCGCAUCAUGAGGUGGCCGACGAGGAGGCCGAGUCCUGGCAGGUGGUGUACUGCAAGCGACAGCUGUCAGCUAGGGGUGUGCUGGCGGGUGCAGGCAAGUCAGCUGCUGCAGCUGCAGUUGCAUCGUCGUCUCAGCUGCGAUGCUCCAAAUGCAGCAAGGUGUCACUCACCCUCCCCGACUUCCAUCGCCACAUCCUGGACUGUGGAGGCGACACCACCUGGGCCAUCACUAUGCUUGGAGUCAGCUCGCCCGGCAACCGUCGUAAUCGGAAAUGGAGACCAUUUGGCAGUAGACGAAGAAGACAGCAAGGCAGACGAGGCUUGAAGCGCAACAUCCCUAAUACUCCGGCCAAGCAGCCUGGAAUGAAGAUUCGCACUAAGCCUGGCGACAUGGAAACCAUCCAGAAGAUGAUUGCAAAUCUACCAGCUAAGCGAAUCUCACGGAGGGUUUUCGCUGAUGAUAACGAAGUCAAGACUCGUAGUCAAGGGACGAUCAGCAGUAACCGAAUGUUGAGGAAACGGCUCAAGGGAUCGAUAUAUUCGACGCCAUUCACCUACCAGCACAACAAAACCGCCCUUGCCAAGAAGCAAGCAGCCAAACUGCUCAAACCAAAACUAGUCACAAAUGGAAGUCCCACCGAAUCGCCAAACAAGGAUGACAAGAAUUCGAAACCGACUGCUGAACCAAAUGACAAACCUCAAACAAGUAAAACGUCUCUUGGUAAGGAACCGAUAGCUGAAUCGCCAAGUCGCAAAAAACCCAAGACUUCUGACAAGAGUAAAGCUGGAACUAGUGAGAAAUCUGUGACUGUUGUUCAGGGUAAAAAUACUUUGAAGAGAGAUCAUUCGAAAGUUGAGAAGAGUUCAACUCCUGGAAAGGAAGAUAAUUCUGGAGCCCAAGACGCGAAGAAGAAAGCUAAAGUUAAACAUAAUGUUUUCAACGUUAAAGAGGGAUCUUCGGCGAAAAAUGUUGAUAAAACAGCGGUGAGUGGCAAGAACAAGAUCCAAGCUGUAGAGGUGAACACAAGUGGAGACAAUAAACAAUCAAUUCCUGAAACCGUUGACAAGAAUGAGAAAGUACAAACGUCAACAUCUGCUUCUACUACAGUUGUUAAGGCAAAAGCAACGAGUGGUAAACCUACAAAACAAGAUGCGGAUAAACAGAAACGGUGUUCUGAUGAUUUUAAGAAAAGUGUGGAAGAUUUGAGGAAACGUAAUAUGUGUGUCGAUGGCAAUUUGAUAAUGUGUUCAGGCUGUGGAACCCAGUUUGACAACAGCUCGGCGUGUCAGAGGCACAUGAAGAAGUGCUCGUAUUGUACCGGCAAAGCCGCGGGCGGAAUAACGUGUGCUCAGUGCAACACAUCGUUCAGUUCAGAAUCGCUGAAACAGGCGCAUGUCUGCGAUGAUCGAGCCAUGCCUCAACUUUCCCCCGAGGAGCCCUACCCUGACCAAGUUCCCGCACUUACCCAAGACAUUCCCGUGUUAUCUCCGGAGGAAAUCGGCAAGAAUAAGAACGAGGAAAACACCGAUUCUUCAAAGAAAGGUUCCAGGUUGACUAGGUCCGAAUCAAGAGCGAGCAUUGCGGAAUCUAUCAAGAGCGAGAAGGGGGAAUCACCAGUGACAAGGAAUUCCCGGUCAGGAAUGCGUCAAAAAGCUGACCUCAAUAAAUCCGUACAGGAUGAAACAAGCAAACCCGACAACAAGCAAGCUAGUCGUUUGCUCAGACAACGCUCAACCACUAAUCUCAGCAGACAAGAAGACGAGCCAGAUGAUUCUAAAAUAACUGCAGUGAAGAAAAAAGAAGAAUCCGAUGCGAAGAUCGUGCAGAAAUCUACUCCAGUAAGAGGCAGAAAGAGACCGCAUGAUGAAGAUGAAGCCGAAACUGAUAAAGAUGACGAAGAGAGCAGUGUAAAAAGAGAGACUAGACAAGGACUGAUGGUAAACAAGAGCAGCAGUAAUGACAAGGAUGAAAUGAGUUCAAAUGAAAACAGGAGAAAGUCAAUGCGGUUCUCACUUCCCAAUGAAAGCUCAAGCACUGAGAAAAAGGUGAAUGAAAUUGAGAAGAAAGGUUCGAGAAAAUCGUUAGGUGACGAUGAAAGUCAGAAAAAGACUGAUGAUGAUGCAAAGAAAAUAUUGUUGCAGUUCAUGAAAGAAACAUCAGAAACUGGUGAGCGUCAAGGUAAAAGAUUUUUGUGCGAGGUGUGCAAUAAAAUCAUCAUGGAAAUCUACCUGAGAAAGCAUGUGGAGAGUGGAGCACAUGAGAGGAACGUUGAAAUGAGAAGAGACUUUGACAAUCUAUUUCCGGAUGCAGGAAAAUUCAUCAAGUCAUGCGAAAUUUGUAACAUAUCUUUUGAUUUUCCUUUUUUGUCGUACAAACACCAGCUGCAGUACCAUGAGGAUUCGUUGAUGGAGUUGAUUGAAACUUCAAUGAUAGAACCUAUGAAGAAGGAAGUUGUAAACAACGGAGACAAUGACGAUGAAUUGCUCAUCAAAACAAAACAAAAUAUGAUAGGUAAAAAGCGUUUGGAGGCGAAACGAAAAGUUGAUGAUUCGUCAAGCAGUGUGGGUCGGACCAGCAGUAAAUCGAAAACUAAUACAGUGAAAGAUGUUGAAACUGAAAAAUCUUCUGCAAAGAGAAAAACUCUGAAUAGUUCAAUUAGUGAUGUGAAUGGUAAAGCUGUAAUCACUUUUAAAAAACUGGAUGAAACUACUCCUGGCAAUGUUACCAUGAAAACUGAAGAUGAUGUUACCGAAGAAAAGCGUUCAUUGAGAGCGAGACGUAACUCUCUGCCCAACGAACCAACUUCAAAAUCUGAGGACAAUAUGAUUUUGAAUCCCGAAUUAAGUUUGCUACGUGAAGGAAGGAGAAGCAGUUUGAGAUUAGAUUCCUCACUUGCCAAGGCGAAGGAAAGUAUUGAACAUGAAAAGUCUGAAGAGAGCACUGUUACCAAUUCUGAUCUGCAACUGAGGGGAAAGAGAAGUUUAGCAGUUGCUGGAUCUUCCAAUAUGGACACUAAUGACCGUACCAAAUCAUUAGACAGAUCUUCGUCGGUUGAUGAGUCUUCUGAGGAAUGUGCAAAAUCUUCUGAGGAUGAUCAAGUCAAAAUAAGUGAUACUACUGAAAUCAAAGAAGAAGAUCCUUUAAAUACUUGCAACGACAUCCCCGCUACUGAAUCCUCGGAUGGAAACGCAGCAGAAAGCGAAAUUGUGCAUGAGACAACUGAGUUCAACCGUGAUGGUAAAACCAUGGUUUAUUGUUUCAUUUGCGAUAGAUCGGUUGGCAAGUCAGCCUACAAAAAGCAUAGCAACAGUGUUGUCCACAAUCAGAAUACGAAACUCAGAAAAGAAUUUCAAGAAAAGCACACUGACAGCAAGAUAAUGACUUGUACAGCGUGUCCAAUGGAUUUCACUCAUCCAUAUCUAUGUUUCAGACAUAUCAUGGAAAUGCACCGUACAGCUUCGGGCCAAUUGUAUGAUUCAGCCAGAACUACCAGAAGUUUGUCCUCUAAGGAAGAAAAAGAAGUUACCACAGAAGAUACAAACAAAAAUAUAUCUACGCAGAAGGAAACGCCAACUACCAAGUUGCUUUCCAACAAUAAGAUUGCCAUUGAAGAAUCUAACAACAAGUUAUCUACGCAAAAUGAAGCAUCAAGUACCCAGCAUUCAUCCAACAACAAAAUAUCUCCAAUGGAGGAAACACCAAGUUCUCAGACAAUUUCUAACAACAAGACUCCCAAUCCACCACCAAAGAAAAAAAAGGGGGAUAUAAUUCUUAUAGAUCCUAAAAAUACUGUCCUCACAACUAUUACUUCGAAAGAGGUAGUAAGCACUACUGUGCAUGAAUUGAAUAAUUGUUCGAAGUCUUCUGCAUCUUCGACAGAAGCUACAGAUCCAAAGAAUACUGAUGAACCAAAACAGAAUGUAACGACUGGAAGUUCUAAGAAGUCUUCAUCUGUUGGGAAACCGAGUUUACUAAAAAAGAAUGUCGACAAAAAUGAAUCUCCAAUUUCUCCAGGAAAGACAGAGACGGAGUUGAGACCUUUCGAUUUCCCCACGACUGCAAGUUCUAAAAAGUCUUCAUUUGGUGGGAAACCGAGUUUACUCAAAAAGAAUGUCGACAAAAAUGACGCUCCGAUUUCUCCAGCUAAGACAGAGGUGGAGACGAGUCCUUUCGAUUUCGUCAAUGAAACAUCAGCGCCAAUAUUAUCCUAUAGGGAGGCUACGCAGAGUAAGUCAAAGAAAGUUGAUAGGAAGAGUUCAGUACAAGUAUCUACUAGAGACGAGAGAGAUAAUACUGCGUUUAAUUCGAGCAAGAAAACUGUUACACCGUUGUCAUUCGAUGAAGAUAUGACACAGAAGAAUAAGGAAAUCGUUGUUCCGAAACUAUCAACAUUCACUGAAAUGGCGAGUACUUCAGCAAGCAGUAUAUUGGAUAAGAAAUCAGUUGUCAAAAAUUUAGAAUCAUUCCCCAGGGAAUCGUCUGAUGAGCAAGACCAGAACACUGAGAAAGUAACUAAAGAAGGAGUUAGUGUUCUAGAGAGCCUUCUAACAUCCAACGCUGGCCAGAAAACGGCCUACACUUUGUUUUGCACAAUUUGUCACAAGCGAGUGAAAACCGAGUCCCUACAGAAGCAUUCCACUUCUACUUCACACAAAAUCAACUACGAUCAAAGCAAUUACGAUUACGAAGUGCCAUCUGACUGUGACCAAUGCCUGCUUUACGAGAAUCAUCCAUUCGUUUGUCGCGCUCACCAGAAAAGUGUAUUGAAAUUGAAGAAGAGAAGGCGGAAGACUUCCGAUGACGAAAGCUCGAAAAAGUUCAAGUCUUUUUCUCUUUUGGGAAAAAUGUCGAAGAAGAAGUUGAGCAAGCUGAAGAGGCUGCAAAAGUUGAAACAGAGUGAGAAGCUGGCGGAAACCAAGAUCAAUCGUUUGAAGAAGAUGAAGAUCAACAAUUGGCAGGUUUCUGUUGUGGAGAGCGAGAAUAAGACAUCGGUAACAUCGCCACAACCGGUUGAAACUCGUACAACAUCGGAGUUCGACUGUCUCCUCUGUCACAAACAGUUCAAUUCGGCACUGCUGCUGGUCAACCAUCAGAGCACAACGUCGCACAAAAUGAAUGCCAGUCGUCAUGCGUUGCAGAACAAUCCACUACCCACACUUCCCAGCACCAUUCCAUCACUCGUCAAAACUAUCUCCCCUUCUCCCGCCACCCUAACCACUCCACCGGCCCCUUCGCCCAAUGAAAGCGAGCGCAACUUGGGGUUCCUGGGAGAAGCUCCUCCCGCGUUCCCCAACACCAACAACGCCAUGGAUCAGGAUCUGUCGCAGGCGGCGGGCGAAGCGAUUCUGGCCUACGGAUGGCAGGACACGGACUGGUCGUCGAUGCGCAAUGCGUCCGGAUGGGAUAACCAGAGCAUCGCCGGGUCCUCGUCGUCAGGUGCUCCGGACAACAACAUGAGUGCGUUCUGGGAGACCGACGUCACUUCCAGCUUCAUGGGCGGCAGGAGCAGUCUCGGAUCGAUUCUCGACUCUGUCAACAAGAUUCUGGCUGACCCAGAUGUGUCGACAUAUCCAACUUACAAUCUGACCGAAUUGCAGUCGGAAGUGGGUGCAUAUCAUGACCAUUUGUUGUACGAACGUUCCAAUUACUUUCAGGAUAUGGGCAUGCGCAACGAGACUGGCAACUCGUCGUGGUCUUACCCGCCCAGUGUGGAGGACGUUCCCCCCUCUUCGGCUCCCACCUUCAUGGACCUCGACAACCAGCCUCCUCCACCCUCCAACCAACCUCCCAACCCUCACGCCGCCGAGUUCACUGCCACCGAUCAACUCAAAGAACAACGUCUCAAGAAGAUCAAGAUAUCCGCCGAUUUGGACAAAAUGCCAUCAGCAACCGGUGUGAAAACAAACCGAUCCAGACGCAAGAGCUCAGUUGAUAGCGAGGGCAGUGGAAGCGGAAGCGGCAAGAGCCGCUCCAAGCCGCUAGGGGCACGGCAGUCGCUUGAGUGUGAGCCGCGCACUGCAUGUCCGACCUGUGGUCGCUACUUCCUCGGUCACAUCGCGCUGCAGUUCCAUAUGGCUUCGUGCUCGAAUGCCUGCAGCAGACCUGAAGCAAAUAUCAGCGACUUGAAGCGAAAGGUUGACAAUCUAAUGGAUAACAGCCUGGUGUGUCAACAGUGCAAGGAGAUAAUGAACAGUCGUGAAGCAAUGAAAAACCACAUCUGUGAACAUCGAAUAAAAAUUGAAACGAAAACCAGAAGUGAUGCAAAGGCGGGAGGUGCUGACAAGGAGGGCGCUGAGAAGUUUAAGAGUAAAAUGUCGAUUGCGCUUGGCUCGCUGCUGGACAAAGCUCUCAACAAUCUGCUCGGUGCCAAGAAUCAGGAUCAUGAGUUGAACACGGGCGCCAUCCAGCUCCUGGGCAAACUGUGCGCCGUUCGCCGCAAGAGCCAGCUGAAGAGCGGCGGAGGCGGUGGAGGCAGCUCGGCGGACCUGGACCACCGCACGCUCACCUUCAAGACGACAGCGAAACUGCGCAGUCUGAUGGCGGGCGACCACAACCUGCCCAAGCUGCCCUGGCUGGGCGGUGUGGCGGGGGGAUCGGGGACGGGGGCGGCUGCGACUGGGACGGUCAAGCCUGGCACGCUGCCUCCGCCCGAGACACUCGUCGACCACCUCGCCAUGAUGCUGGCCGACGGAAAACCGGUCGACAACUCGUACGCGUGUCCCGUCUGCGGCCAAAAGUUCUCGAUGCCGAGUGCGCGCAACAACCACAUGUACCUGGUGCAUCAGGAGGCGGCCACGUCCCGCCCCCCGCGUCCCCCCACCAACGACCAACGGCCACAGUCUAGUCACAAUCACAGUAACCCCGCUGAAAAAGAUUAUCGAGGUUUUGCCAGCUCAAGCUACGAUUCAGAGAUUAAAGCUGAGGAUGGCGAAGGCCAGCAAUCUGCCGGUCGGCCAAUUUGUUCAGACUGCGGUUUGGCAAUGGCCAGCCUGAACGAGUUAGUGCAGCACAAUAAAGAUGUCCACCUGCCGGUGAGCGAGAACAUCAUCGACUCGACCGUUUGCAUAGGCCAAGAGCAUCUCGGCGACGGCGGCGGAAAGAAAUCAAAGAAGACCGGCGAGAAGUCACUGCCGGGUCUGGAGCCAAUCACGGCGCCGGUACUGCGCAAGCGGUCGCUGCGAAGGGGGGAGUCUCAGGAGGAGGAGAAGGUAGUUGAGGACGGUGGUGAUGAGGAAGCGGACGACGGGGCUCUGAGGAAGAAGGGCAACAAAACUGCGUCGAAACAUCGGCUCGCGGUUCUAGCACCCGAAGAUGUACGAGUCAAAGCCGAAGCGGCUCUGCGGGAACUGAGUCUGCAAAAAACCUGUAACAAAUCUAGCAGUAACGAUAUCAAGUCUUGUAAAUACGGUAACUAUCGCUACUCGCUAAACACAGAGGAACCCGCGGAGAUCGCCGCUCCGAUGAAGGCGCGGCAAGCGUCCAUUGCGCAUGUCGACAAGAAGUGGAAGACGGCUGGCUGCACCUCUGCCGAGCAAGAAAAGCCGGCUGCCUGUGGUGGAGCUCCCGAAUUGCUCGAAUGCAAGGUUGAACCGAAAGUUGAAGUCGACGAUCUCCCACAAGAAUAGAAACAUUUGUCAACAACACAAGAUUUUCAACCAACUAACAUUGUAAUGAUUUACCUCCAUUAUAUCGUUGACAAUAUUCAUUGAUUGGUCACAAAAAUUGCAAUGAUGUACCUUCAUUAUAUCAUUAACAAUAUUCGUUCAUUAGUCACAAAUGUUGUAAUGAUGUACCUACCUCCUAUAUAUCAUUAACAAUCUCGAUUUGUUAGAAAAAUUGUAAUGAUGCAACUCUGUCAUUGUCAAUAUUCACUUAUGGAUUACAAGCAUUGUAAUGAUUUAACUAUAAUAUCAUUAACAAUAUUCAUUGAUCGAUUACAAAGAUUGAAAUGGUGUAACGCUAAUAUCAUUGACAAUUUUGAUUGAUUAUUACCUGGCUGUGACAAUUUAUUAAGUAAUCUCGUUGUAUAUAUUUGUAAUAACGAUAAUAUAGAAUUGUAGAAGUUGGUUUUUGAAAACAUGUAGGCGUGUAAUGUACUGCUAUAUUGUGUUCUAGAAAUCUCCAAUUAGUGUUAACAAAUAAUGUAUACAAAUAUAAAGAUGCGAUGGAAGCAUGUUUAGUUUCAAUACAUAUAUGUAAUAUGCCAGUGAAUACAGUAUAGUAUAAUUUGUAUAAAUUUCUUGAGCAAAUGAAUAAUUGAUUUACUGAUAAAUACUUUUGCUACUAUCUUCGAGAAUAAUUUGUAGUAGUGUAGCAGUAUUUCGUAUUGCAAUACCAUGUUUUUCGUUUCUAAGACGUAUUGGAAAACUGUAAUAGGUGCGAUUAUUAGUUUUCGUGGAAUUUUGUUACACAGAUUUGAUAUUUGAAAGAAGGAGGAUCAAUAUCAGGUGCCUUAUCAUUUCUUAUUAAAUAUGGAGUACUAGAGCUGAUUAUUAUCAAGUUCACAGAGGAUAUCAUCGGUUUUAAUUUGAGAAGUUUUGGAAAUAUUUUGAUUUGAAAGGUUAUUUUUGUGGCAUUUCUCUGCUUGAAGUGCCUAAACAAGGAUGUCACUUGUGCAAGUUUGAUCGAUAUUGAAAUUGAAAACAAUCUCGUUCAUAACUCAAUGUUAUUAAUUUUUAUACGAAUGAUGAAAGAGUUAGAAAGAAUGAUUUACUGAAGCGCAAUGUAAACACAUUGUAAUGUGAUUUAAUGUUCGUGUCUUUAGUAUAAACUGGUUACGGUAUUUUUCAUUUCCAUUCCCUCGAGAAAGUAUAAAUAAAUAAUCAAGAAUAAUGUAAUACUCUCACAUUUAUAUAAUUUGUAUCCACGUUUGUAUCAGAUAAAUUCUGAGGAGAUGAGAGUUUGAAACCAGUUGAUAAAUUAGUAGGCUAAUGAUGAAUUUUGUCAGUAUAUUUUUCUAUAAUGUAUGUGCGGUACAAACGAUGAGAUUUAUUUUGGAGUAGUCUCGUUGAAUUUGCAUUGAAAGACGAAUGAUUUGAAAUGCUAUUCUGGAAAUGCCGCAGCAUUCGAAAGUAGAAUAACGUAUUCAUUACUCGCAUUAAGAUAUAACCAAAGUAUUGAAUUUAUUUACCAUAGAAAAUUAGAUUAUUGAAGUAAUAAAUUACAUAAACACUUAUAUAACACACUCAAACUUAUGAUUAUUUUAUGAUAUUUGAGUUCUCAUAAACAACUGCCAUCACGUGCCUUUUCCCAUAUACGGUAAAUCAUUUGAAUCCAGUUCUAUUUGAAAAAUCGACAACGGUAUUCAUUUUUUUAGGUCUGAAUAGAAAUUUUUGAGACUGUCAUCCUUACGUUAAAGUGUUUAUUUCUGUAUUUAAUAUAAUUAUCAUGAAUCAUUUUAUAUAAAUUUCACAUGGUUCGAUUUCACUUAGAAUUAAGAUAACGUUAAAAUAUGUUGAUGAUAUCUUUGUAAAAUGGUUUAUCUUUGAACUCUAAUCUUUAUGAAUGAUAGAUCAUAGAUGAUCAAUCUUAAAAAUCGUUCAUGAAUAUUCGUACAUCCCUAAAUAAGUUUUAGAUACGCUAGAAGUUAAUCUUCAGUUAUGGGGUGUGAUAUUAACACUAUAUUAUAUAUUAUACAUUUUACCCUAUUUUUAAUUAUUUCUAAAGUUUUUAGUUGUCAAUUGAACCAUGAAUUAACCCUGCCCUUCCCUUUCCUUUUAUGUCCUCCAUGAUUUUUCUCAUAAAAAAUAACAUAAAAAAUGAUUUUGUUCAGAUUCAAUUAUAUUUUAUAAGUAGAUACAUGUAUUGUUUGUUGAUUAUUUCAAUGAUCUCAGUUGGAGGUUAUAGUUUGUAAACGAGUCAUAUAAUUCCACAAUAUUGAUGCGUAAUAAAAUCAUUAUUACUCCA
Nilaparvata lugens (brown planthopper) is the source of this 18357-nucleotide messenger RNA. RefSeq lists its product as uncharacterized. Gene Ontology annotation, biological process: regulation of transcription by RNA polymerase II. The transcript has 20 exons. NCBI's taxonomy places the organism in Eukaryota, Metazoa, Arthropoda, Insecta, Hemiptera, Delphacidae. Gene Ontology annotation, molecular function: RNA polymerase II transcription regulatory region sequence-specific DNA binding; DNA-binding transcription factor activity, RNA polymerase II-specific; zinc ion binding. Gene Ontology annotation, cellular component: nucleus. The record is from RefSeq and is a predicted model, not a curated record. The coding region runs from base 684 to 16076 and encodes 5130 amino acids.